AUGGACUUCUCCUCUCGAGGAGGCAACAAAGGAGCCGGUAUUGCCGGAGCUUCCGAAUCAAAUGUCGAUCGUCGUGACCGUCUUCGCAAGCUCGCCCUUGAAACAAUUGACCUCGCCAAAGACCCGUAUCUCCUCAAAAAUCAUCUUGGCGGACUGGAAUGUCGACUCUGCCUCACCCUACACACGAACGAAGGCUCCUACCUUGCUCACACACAGGGAAAAAAGCACCAGACCAACCUCGCUCGUCGAGCAGCAAGAGAGGCUAAAGAAAACGCUUACGACUCGAACAAGCUCAUAACCGCUUCAGCUGCCGAAACAAUCCCCAAGAAGCAGUUCAUCAAGAUCGGUCGACCUGGCUAUAAAGUGACGAAAGUUCGCGAACCGUUUUUGGAAGGUGGAGAAGGAGCUAGGUCAGGGUUGUUGUUCCAAGUUUCAUUGCCAGAGAUCAAGGAUGGUGUGACGCCGAUGCAUCGAUUUAUGGGUGCAUUUGAACAGAAGGUCGAGCAACCGGACAAGAACUACCAGUAUCUGGUGGUCGCUGCGGAACCGUAUGAAACAAUUGCGUUCAAGUUGCAGAGUAAAGAGAUUGAUAGGAGAGAUACAGGUUUGGUGACGUCGUCAGCACCAGGAGCAAGACCCCGGGCGGAACCUUCAACUUGGAGCUAUUAUGAUCCUGAUGGAAAGACGUAUUCUGUUCAAGUCAUGUUCAAGUGA
This is a messenger RNA of Ustilago hordei, 714 nucleotides long. RefSeq lists its product as uncharacterized. The transcript has a single exon. Bases 1 to 714 code for a protein of 237 amino acids. NCBI's taxonomy places the organism in Eukaryota, Fungi, Basidiomycota, Ustilaginomycetes, Ustilaginales, Ustilaginaceae. The record is from RefSeq and is a predicted model, not a curated record. Gene Ontology annotation, cellular component: catalytic step 2 spliceosome; nucleus; U2-type prespliceosome. Gene Ontology annotation, molecular function: zinc ion binding; nucleic acid binding. Gene Ontology annotation, biological process: spliceosomal complex assembly.